CGCCGUGCGUGCACUUCUUGUCAGUGAGGCCAGCACUCUCAAACCACAAUUACAAGACAUUCAUGAGAUGGGCAUUGUCAAGGAUGUUGCUAUAGGAAUAGCGAUUGGGGCGACCCUACCAAUUUGGGGUCCAUUUGUCGCGGGGAACAAGGCGGUGGACGUGCUCCUGCAUGCAUUACGCAAGAAGCCUACCAAGCUGGCACCUAGCUUAGAGGGCGAGUACGCGGACUGGCGCGACAAGAAGUGCAUUGUUGAGAACGCACGCUGGCAGGUUUUCAAUGAGCGUGUUCGGAAGCGGCUGCCUCACUUCGAGUCGGAGAAGUAUAACAUCGCCUUCGUUGGGGACGUGAAGGCUGGCAAAAGCUCGCUGGUGAACGCGGUGCGCGGCAUGCCCGACUGGGAGCAUCCUGGACUGGAGGACCCAUACAACAAGCAGUGUGACCAGCGUGGCAUCCCGCGCAUGGGUAAGGCGGCCGUGGACUUCGCGGAAUGCACCAUGGCUUGCGCACGCUACGCUACCAAUUUUCCCGAUUCGGAGCAUAUGAUCAUCUGGGACGUGCCGGGUGCCGGCACCGAGAAGCACACCGCCGCCAGCUACUACCAGGACAAGGCGCUGUACGCCUUUGACUGCCUCAUCCUGGUCACCGGCGACGCCUUCCGCGAGGUGGACAGGCACAUCCUGUUGGAGGCGCAGCGUCGCAAGCAGGCCGUGGCAAUUGUGCGCUCCAAGUGCGACACGACGGUGCAGGCCUGUCUCAAGCGCGACCGCACCAAGACGCCCGAGGCGGCCGUGCAGGAGUUCCAGACCCGCUACAGGCAGGACAUGCGCAAGCGGCUGGCGGAUCUGGGCGUUGACGCCAACAAGGUCAAGAUAUUCCUCGUGAACAGGUUCGCGUUCACACAGCCAGAUGAGCUCGCAUUCGAUGAGGCGGACCUCAUUAAGUGGCUCGCCAUGGAGUUAAGCAAGAAGCACUGAGGGAAGCCAGUACGGGCGUGCUCUGUGCGAGGCAGCGCCAAUGCUUCGAACAGGGGCGUCCGUGAAUGGGACGAUCGAACUGGAGAAGGGCGGAGGGAGGUGGCGGGCGGGGCGAGGCAGGAUGGUAACAAACAGCAGUCACCAGGACAUGCAUGCGGUGUGCACGCGUGGCAUUAUGUUGUUGUGUGCGUGGUGCUUUUGGUGCUUGAGGUUGUCACUUGCGCGCCAGUUGACGUGUGCCGCCGCACUCGCUCCGCCGGUUGAGAGGUAGGACUGGGAGCGAGGCACGGCGCGUGUGCGCCGAGUGACGUGAAACGUAAUUCAACCAUACAUACCUUACAAAGUGCAUCGCUAUCUGUGCUCCACAAGGCAGCACGUCAGUGUUAGUUGCGCUGCAUACCCGCAAAUGUACAAUACGAGCACGUCAUCAAUAACGAGAGGCGAACGUACGAUACAUUGACUUGCGUGGUGGAGUUGUCAGUGAACGGCGUUAUGGGGCGUUGGCCGCUGGGUGCAUGCGCGUACCUUAAUGAUCCGCGGUGAGUGCAUGCAGUUGCAGGUCUGAAUGCCCAUGUGUCAAUGUGUUGGGGCACGAGAAGGAGAGCAUGCAUGUAUGUAGAUGCCGCUGCCCAAAACGCGGCGCCGGUGUGCGCAUGGUCAACAUGCAGGUGCCAGCAGGACACAGAGCACCACGCACGCACCGAGCGGCAGUGUUCUGACUGCAUGGAAAACGGUUAGCGUGUUUGAACGUUGGCUUCGAUUGGCGGUGCUUGCUUUAUCGCUGGACCAAGCAGUGAUCACACAAAACGACUUGGCCUGCCGUAUGUGUCAGAGGUACAGCUAGAAACGCUACGUGCGGUGGAGGCGGUUCAUUAUGCUGCUGUCCAAGGUUUGCAGGAGAUUCAGUUAACAUGAUGUGAGGGGCUCAGCCCAUCUUUUCUCUAACCGUGUGUGAAACAAUUUUAGAUAGUGUGGUCAUGUGCCUCCAGCAGGGGAAUGGAUUUACUACUGGGUGUGCUGCUCUUUGGCUUGAUUGAACGUCGCAAACGCAGCGGAAUGGUACAUGUGUGUAUGGGGCAAACGUGUCUGUGCCCGUUCGAACAUAUUGGCUGCUGGAUGUCCCGUCGCCUCGACAGAGACCAAGUCAGGUUAUGCGCGUGAGGCGGAUGCUGGGUGUUACUAGCGGUAACACAGCGGGGAUUGAGUGUGUGAGGAUUUGCUAUCGCUGCUUGUAAACAUGUCGUUGUCGAUCGUCGCGCACCAGCCGCUUACCCGCCGAUGGCGUACAGGAGUAACUCCCGUGAUGGCGUAUAUCGUGUUAUGCCCAAAGUUUC
This is a messenger RNA of Chlamydomonas reinhardtii, 2310 nucleotides long. RefSeq lists its product as uncharacterized. Lineage: Eukaryota; Viridiplantae; Chlorophyta; Chlorophyceae; Chlamydomonadales; Chlamydomonadaceae. The record is from RefSeq and is a predicted model, not a curated record. The transcript is spliced from 4 exons. Gene Ontology annotation, cellular component: membrane. Gene Ontology annotation, molecular function: GTP binding. The coding region runs from base 68 to 976 and encodes 302 amino acids.